Cajanus cajan (pigeon pea) is the source of this 571-nucleotide messenger RNA. RefSeq lists its product as uncharacterized. The record is from RefSeq and is a predicted model, not a curated record. Gene Ontology annotation, cellular component: Sec61 translocon complex. NCBI's taxonomy places the organism in Eukaryota, Viridiplantae, Streptophyta, Magnoliopsida, Fabales, Fabaceae. Gene Ontology annotation, biological process: intracellular protein transport.
GAAUUUUGGUGACACCAAUAUAUUUCUGUAACCCUUGUUUCUCUCUUCUCUCGCUCAAUUUCGUUUUUCUCCUCUUCAUCUCAGCGACAUGGCCCGAGGUUCCUCUCAGUCUCAGUCCUCCACUUCAGCAACCGCGCGACCGGGAGGAGGAGGAGGAGGCAUGGCUGCUCCCCGCGGUUCCGCCGCCGCCACCGCCGGCAUGCGCCGCCGUCGUCUGGGCGGAGGGAACAGCAGCGCCAGCGUGGGCGGCGGCAACAUGCUGAGGUUCUACACGGACGACGCGCCGGGACUGAAGAUUUCGCCGACGGUGGUGCUGGUGAUGAGCCUCUGCUUCAUCGCCUUCGUCACCGCCCUCCACGUGUUCGGAAAACUCUACCGCUCCAAAUCCGGCGUUUGAUUUUAAGAUCCUCUUGGAUUUGUAGUUUUUAAUUCCGUAAUUUUAGUUAACACUUGCUGUGUGGAAUUAUCUUCUCUCACUCUGGAUUUGGUUUGCCCUUAAUCAUGUGUAUUAAUCAGCUACGUUUGGUUAAUUAAACUUAUCAAAGAGUAAAAGCUCCACUUUCAUGUUUUC